Molecule: messenger RNA, 1059 nt
Organism: Debaryomyces hansenii CBS767
Lineage: Eukaryota; Fungi; Ascomycota; Pichiomycetes; Serinales; Debaryomycetaceae
Product: pyridoxine 4-dehydrogenase
Exons: 1
Coding region: 1-1059 (352 amino acids)
Cellular component (GO): cytoplasm
Source: RefSeq, a predicted model, not a curated record
AUGGCAAACACAAACUAUCAAACUGUAAAACUUGACGAUAAAUUCGGAUAUGGUACAAUGAGUCUUACAUGGACUCCAAAUCCACCUCCAUUUGAACAAUCGAUCGAAACGAUCAAAUACGUAACAACCAGUGAUAUUGGUACUAAGUUGCUCAAUGGGGGAGAAUUUUAUGGUAUGGAAGAUAAGGAACUUAAUUUGAAGUUGAUUAAACAGUUUUUGGAAUCCAACGAUCCAAAAUUGAACUCGGAAUUAGUUAUUUCUAUCAAAGGUGGCUUAAAAGAGGACUUAGCCCCUGACGGAUCAAAAGAAGGUGUUUCCAAAUCAAUUGAAAAUAUCAUCUCCUAUUUUCCUCAAGAUAAGGCCGUGAGACCAACUCUAAUCUUUGAAGCAGCUAGGGUUGACCCAACGGUGCCAAUUGCACAAACAGUAUCAUAUAUUGCUGAUUAUGUGAAACAAGGAAAGAUCGAUGGAAUCUCUCUUUCAGAAGUUGGAGCUCAAUCUAUUGCAAAGGCGUCCGAUGAGUUUCCUAUUUCUUGUGUCGAAGUUGAAUUUUCAUUGUUGUGUCAAGACAUAUUAAGCAAUGGUGUAUUAGAAGAAUGCUCGAAACGUAACAUUCCAAUUAUCGCUUAUUCUCCUAUUGGCAGAGGCAUUCUUACUGAUUCUACUGUGGAUAAUGCUGACACUUUCUUGUCACUGUUGGAUAAAAAUGAUUUCAGAAGAUUAUUUGACAAAUUCAAUCCUGAAAACUUCGAACAUAACAUGGUCUUAGUAAAAGAGUUGCAUAAGUUUGCACAUACUAAGAAGAAUACAUCCUUAGAAUCCUUAUCUCUCUCUUGGAUUUUGAAGAUUUCCGGAAUUUCAAAUUUCGAAGGUAUUAAACAAGUAACUAAGAUUUUGCCAAUUCCAAGUGGGUCUACUAAGGAAAGAAUCAACAAGAAUUUUGGUGAAAUUGUUGACUUGACAGAUGACGAUUUAGCUGAAAUCCAGAAGAUUUGUAAGUCCCAUGAAAUAAAGGGCUUAAGAUACAAUAAGCACAUGGAAGCUUUGAAUUUUGCCUAA